Messenger RNA from Sporothrix brasiliensis 5110, 2073 nucleotides. Its product is annotated as major facilitator superfamily MFS-1. The coding region runs from base 1 to 2073 and encodes 690 amino acids. Lineage: Eukaryota; Fungi; Ascomycota; Sordariomycetes; Ophiostomatales; Ophiostomataceae. The record is from RefSeq and is a predicted model, not a curated record. Gene Ontology annotation, molecular function: transmembrane transporter activity. Gene Ontology annotation, biological process: transmembrane transport. The transcript has a single exon. Gene Ontology annotation, cellular component: membrane.
AUGGCCCCCGACACAGAAAAAUCUGAAAGGCCACCGUCGCCCAAGACGGACAUCACCAGCGACGGCAUCGACAACGAGAACACAGUCGAUUAUACCCAAAACGACAACACGCCGGUUGCCAGCCCACCCAGCCCAUCGCCAACCGCCAUGGACAAAAAUACACUCCAACUCCGCCCAGUCCGCUCGACGGCCUCGUCGCGCCAGCGCUGCAACCCGCCAAUAUCCCACGACACCCCCGUCGAGUUUGCCGACGGCCACGGCGACGACGACGGCGACGACGACGACGACGGCGCCAUGGACGGCUACAACGACGCCGAGAAGCUGCCCUACUCCAAGUGGCGCUGCAUCGCGCUCGUCGCCACCGUCACCGGCGCCACCUUUACCAACACGCUCUCUGUCCAGUCCGUCGUCAUCAUCCUGCCCAGCGUCGGCCGCGACCUCAACAUCCCCGACACCCGUCUGCAGUGGAUCGUCUCGGCCUACUCGUUGGCGUUUGGCUGUUUUCUGUUGCUGUGGGGCCGCAUCGCCGACGUCUUUGGCAAGAAGGCCAUCUUCGUCGCCGGCUCGGCCUGGGUCACGGCCACCACCGUUGCCAACCCCUUCAUCCCCAACGAGAUCGUCUUCAACCUCUUCCGGGGCUUGCAAGGACUGGGCGCCGCCGCCAACGUGCCGACCGCCAUUGGCAUUUUGGGCACGACGUUCCCGCCCGGCAAGGCCAAGAACUAUGCCUUUGCUGCGUACGGUGCCGGUGCCCCGCUCGGAUCCGUCUUUGGCAACCUCAUGGCGGGCCUCAUCACCUCGUACGCCAACUGGAAGUGGGUGUUUGGUGCCCUGGCCAUCCUCUCGGGCAUUGUCACGGUUGUCGGCUACUUGAUCAUUCCCGCGCAGCCGCCGCCGCAGACGGUCAUUCCUGUUCGGGCCGUCGCUGCCACCACGACUGCGACUGCUCCUGCCGAUGCCAACGACGCCACGUCUCCCUCGGUCGCGCUUUCCGCCGUACCCGUCCCUGCCACCUUCCGCAGCAUUGACUGGUUCGGCGCCUUCCUUGUCACGCUCGGUCUCGUCGGACUUUUGUUUGCUCUCACCGAGGGCAACGUCGUCGGGUGGUCCACCCCCUGGAUUGGUGUCAUCAUUGGCCUCUCCUUGCUGCUUGUGGCUGCCUUUGUGGGCUGGCAAAUGUGGCUCGAGACGCCCAGCAACGUCCGCAGGCAGAUCGCCGGCCACGCCUGGCCGCCGCGGCCCCUCGUGCGCAUGUCCAUCUUCUCGCGCUCGGCGGGCGGCGGCCUCUUUGCCACGUCGCUCGUCAUCAUGGGCUUGUUUUUCAGUUCCUUCAUGGGCUACCUCGUCUACGCGACCUAUCUCUUUCAAGACUACCUCGGCCUCAGCGCCAUCCAGACCACCCUGCGGUUCAUUCCGACGGGCAUCGCCGGCAUCAUCACCUGCUUCUGCGUCGCCCCGCUCCUCGGCCGCGUCCCGACGUAUUGGAUCCUGUUGUUUGGCAACGCCAGCGUGAGCAUUAGCAGUCUUCUCCUGGCGGUUCCCAUUCCGUUCCGCACGACGUCGUAUUUCGCCUACGGCCUCGAGGCCAUGGUGCUGUCGGUGAUGGGCGCCGACACGGCCUGGCCCAGUCUCACGCUCUUUGUGUCCCACGCCCUGCCUCGUGAAGACCAGGCCCUCGGCGGCGCCCUCGUCAACAUGGCCGGCCAGGUUGGCCGCGCCAUCGGCCUCGCCAUUGCCACCGCCAUCCAAACGGCCGUCAUGGCCUCGGCCCGCGGCGUCUCGGUGGCCAACGUCGGCGGCACCAAGGUCUACGACGAGCCCACACUACGCGGCCUGCGCGCCGCCAACUGGUUCAACUUUGCCCUGGGCGUGUGCUCAUUCCUGGUCGUCCUCGUCGCCUUCCGUAGUUCGGGUGUGAUUGGCAGCAACGCGAAGCCGCCCGCCCAGCCAUUGCGUGUUGAGGCUGCCACCAGAUCCUCGCCGUCUCCUUCUUCGCCCGAGCAGGCGGUCGAUGUCGAAAAGGGCCUGAGCACAGGUGCCACAAGGCGCACGCCAACCGUGGCUGAAACGUGA